Mauremys reevesii (Reeves's turtle) is the source of this 879-nucleotide messenger RNA. RefSeq names its product C-type lectin domain family 2 member D-like. The coding region runs from base 1 to 570 and encodes 189 amino acids. NCBI's taxonomy places the organism in Eukaryota, Metazoa, Chordata, Testudines, Geoemydidae. The transcript is spliced from 6 exons. The record is from RefSeq and is a predicted model, not a curated record.
AUGCUCUCUGUCCUGAGAGCGGUGGAAGACAGGAUAACAGACACAACUCUCAGCCUGCAGUGCAUUCAAGAUCAGAAGAUUCCAAUUGCUCUGUGUCUCAUCAUCGCAGUGCUGGUCUCCGUUAUAAUUGCACUGGCCGUGAGAACCCCCCAGGCUUGCCCGCCCCCCAUCGACGCCGCGUGCCCGGAUGGCUGGAUCAGAAACCGAGGCAAAUGCUACUUCUUCUCUGAGACGGAAGGGAACUGGACAUCCAGUCAAAGCAACUGCUCUUCGCUCAGCGCCUCCCUGGCUGUGAUUGACUCCCAGCAGGACCUGGUUUUCAUGCUGUGCUAUAAAGGGCCCUCUCACCACUGGAUUGGCCUACGGAAGGAGCAGAACCAGACCUGGAAAUGGCCCAAUGGAACCGAAUUCAACAACAUGUUUCCAGUGAGAGGGGAAGGGCAGUGCGCGUUCCUGAAUGACGCCGGUGUCAGCAGCUCCAGAUGCUACUCGGAGAGAGGGUUCAUCUGCAGCCGGCCAGACGACAGCACUAGAAGGAAGCCAGGCGCCGCCAGAGGGGACCCUGUCUAAGCUUAAGGGACCGCUGCAAACUCUUCAGUGAUCAAAGAAUUUCCACCAUGGUCAUUUUCAGGGGGCAUCCUACCUCUGCAGCCAUGGCUCUGCGCAGACGCCUGCCGAAAACCCAGUGACAAACACUAACCUCCUGCAAGAUUACUCUGUUACCACGCUGGCUUUUAAACCCUUUUGGUUUUUAAAAAAGGUGAACGUUGGGUUCCCCUUGAUAUAAUUCUGUGACCUUCAUAACAAGCUCAGAUUCUGCAAAAUCCCAACUUCUUUUUCUUUUUUCUUCUUUUUUUUUAUAGUAUGCGAUAUAUCGAU